This is a messenger RNA of Symbiodinium sp. CCMP2456, 1536 nucleotides long. The record is from the annotation of a GenBank genome assembly. NCBI's taxonomy places the organism in Eukaryota, Dinophyceae, Suessiales, Symbiodiniaceae.
AUGGCUUGUGCGGCUGCGCUGGUGCUGAAUGCUUCACAGCCCUUGCCGCCCUACCCUCUCAAGCACGAGUGCGGCGAAUGCCAGGUCUUCUACGACCGCCUGGUGCUGCCUGCACGACACCCUUCAGCGCGGUGCCUUUUGAAGGCACAGCGCCAGCCCAUUGAGGCGGUGGACGCUGAGGGUGCGAUGGCGAGCCUGCAGAACGGUCACGUCAGAAAGCAAUUGGUGCAGCACAUGCUGCGCUGUCGCCAAAGGUCAGGGCGACUCUUCUGGAGCAUGAAGUUGCGAGGCCUCGUGACGUCGCUGAGGCCGGAGCAGCUCAUAGAGGCAUUCCUUCUUUGCGCACCAUCACCGUGCUCCUCAGCAGAUGCCAGCGCGUGGCUGGCAUCGACAUACUUGGCAGGGGACAGCCGCGCUGGCGUGUUCCGUCCUGCAGCACCGCAAGCAAGCUGCGCAGGCAAUGGCUUUCUGGAGGUUCCACCACGACUCGCCUUUCCAGCAGAGUCGCAGGAAGCCAUCGCCGAUCUUCUACGUGACAUUGCACCACCUCCAGGAAUGAGCCCGUCCAUCAUGAGCCAUGGACCAGGACACCCCUUGGCCGGUCAAAUAUCUUUUUUCGUGACUCCCGGCUUCAGUGUGGCUGGUCGUGAGAUCCUUGAGCCACCGGGUAGCUGCCAGCGAGGCAUCGCUGCCCUCUUCGCCGGUGCCUGGCGCUUCUCCGAGCGAACAGCCGCCGGCAUCCACCGCCAUUUGCUCCGACCACUUCGCGCAAGGGCUUUCGCCGUGACAAGUGGCGCCCACCGCCAGGACGAACAUCGUCUGCGGCGGCUUUGGCCCACCCUGGCCAGCAUCAAACGGGUGCAGGACCUUUCCGAGAAGGACUUGCGUGCAAGCAUCAAGCCUGCCGCACUGGCGAUCUAUGAGGCCCUGGGCGCUGGAGCGCUGUCGCCGCUCCGUGGCAACCCUGCUGGAGCCAAUCUGCACAGCCUGCGGAAGCUCAUGAUGGUGCUUGAGUUGGCGCAAGACUACGAGACACAGCGCGGCUGCCGCUUCCAGUGGCUGCUUCACAGCCGUUUGGACAUGAUAUGGGUGACCAACCAUCCGCCUAUGGCGUUCUUCGACAAGUCAAAGAUUUGGACUUCGCCGCUCUGGGGUGCCCGCGGCGUUGAACUUGACAACCGGUUCAUCGUCAACGAUUGGCACGCCAUCGUCCCGCGUCACAUGGCCAAAGCUUACUGGGGCCGGUGGAGCCUCAUCCAAAAGGGGUUGGCACCUUGGACGCCAGUGAGUGAGCCGGGCGAGCUGCUAGCGUCUACAUUGAGCUUGCUCCAGGUGCCCAUCGGCCGGUUUGAGGCGAUCUUCUGCUUGGAAAACUGCCACACUUGGACCUGCCAGUUCAAGUCCUGGCUCCCGCCGGAAAUGCGAAGGUCACGCUGGAGGUGGCCCGAUAGCAGGAAACGCCUGGCCGGCCUAGCCCUAGCGCUGGGCCGUGGCGAGCUGCGAUGGGCGCGCGAAGCUGGAGGCAAAGGGGGUUAG